AUGGUAGCCAACAUCGCGUAUAAUGGUGACCAAGAUUCUACCAAAGCCGCAUGGGAUCUACAUGCUAUUUUAGAAGGUGGUUUGGAUCUAGACUUUUCUACACUGAUCCUUGGCUUUGACUCCGAUGGUUGUCGUGAUACUCCCUGUCCAAUCAAAACUGGUGAAACUAAGAAAUUCACGUACAGACUAACAAUACCCGACUCUACACCAACUGAUAUUAAAGCUGAUGUGAAAGCUAGGUUAAUUGGCGAUUAUGGUGACUUGUUCUGCGGCAGUGUCAAUAAAGAAAUCAAGAGAUAA
This is a messenger RNA of Medioppia subpectinata, 300 nucleotides long. Lineage: Eukaryota; Metazoa; Arthropoda; Arachnida; Sarcoptiformes; Oppiidae. The record is from the annotation of a GenBank genome assembly.